Rotaria sordida is the source of this 2040-nucleotide messenger RNA. NCBI's taxonomy places the organism in Eukaryota, Metazoa, Rotifera, Eurotatoria, Philodinida, Philodinidae. The record is from the annotation of a GenBank genome assembly.
AUGACAACAUUACUAUCUACAGUGUCAACCAUGUCGACUUUGCCCAUUGAUGACAAUAGUCAAUUGGAUGAUUUUAAUACUUUAAUGGAGGAAAAUCAAUCCACUGGUAUCGAUCAACAUCAUCGAGAGCCAACGUCUCGCGUACUCGAACAUGAUCUAUAUCGAUUGGACUUGAAAGAUAGUCCAAAAGCAGUAGAAAAUGUAAAAGAGAAACGAUCGAAUUCUUUCCCGACAACUCUACCUGAUCCGUCCGAUCCACCUUCAUCACCAUUCAACCACCAAAGAUUAUUAGUAAGCUAUGCAGGUGACGAUCAUGAUGAACAGUUUUACUUGUUGUCAUCAUCGACCGAUGUUAUGGUAGCUGGUCAACCAUCUUCUCAUUGUGAUCAAUGCUCAAAUAUUAUUGUUCGACCGCAGUGGCUUAGUCGUUCCAGCGAAUCUCCAACUGAUUUCAGAGCCCGAUUGCCUUCGCAUUCGAUCAAUAGCAAUUUUGAAUUAAACUCUUUUCCGUAUACACCCGUUAUUGUGUUCAUAAAUAAACGUUCUGGUGGUCAACAGGGAGACAAGAUCUAUCGCGAACUAUUACGAAAACUCAAUCCACGUCAAAUAUUUCUUCUAGAAGACGAUGCUACUAUCACACACGCUCUCAACAUCUACUCGUCACUACCUAAUAUUCGUCUUUGUGUGUGUGGUGGUGAUGGAAGUGUCAAUUGGAUUCUUGGCCAUCUAGCCCAGGCUUAUCCAUCGGGAAAUAAUCCGCCAGUGAGCAUUUGUCCUUUAGGAACGGGUAAUGAUCUUUCACGCGUAUUAGUUUGGGGCGAACAAUACGAUUCGAAGCGUCUGUUUCAUACACUCGUACAAAUUCCACAAGCUAAAGUGGUUGCACUUGAUCGUUGGGAAGUCCAGCUCGAACAACUCGAUGUGUCAACAUUGUCUUCAAUAACACAACAAAAUCGAAAGAGUGAAUUUCAAAUCGGUUGUCCACUUCAACUGUUAGUCAAGCAUCCAAAAUUUGUUCGCAAUAAACAUCAAGCCUACUAUGAAAAUCAUCACAAGUUACCAAGCACACGCUUCAUCAAUUACAUGAGUUUUGGUUUAGACGCAGCCAUUGCGCUAGAUUUUCAUGAUAAACGUACACGUGAUCCAUCGAAAUUUUCGUCACCAUGGAAAAAUAAGCUUAUGUACUUGAAUAGAAGCUGCAAAUAUUUCAGUGAUUUUGCUCGAGCGAAUAUGUGGAAUCUCAGCUCUUAUAUUCGUUUGAUUUGCGAUGGUUGCAAUCUAACUGAUGCUAUACGUGAUUGUCAUACAUUAGUCGUACUCAACAUUCCAGGCUAUGCAGCCGGUACGAAUCCAUGGGGAAAAUCUUCAUCAACAAGCCCAGUUAUCUUUCAUAGUGAUCAAUCAUCGAUUUCUCAAACAGCUAGCAAUUCUACGGAUGAGAGGUCGGUAAGUUCAGUCAAUGUAUUCGAUUCAUUAGCUGAUAUACACGAAGCUAGUAAGUCUGCCACUUUGAAUGAAGAUGGUAUACAUCAAAUGGCUAGCUCAUCGACGGCAACAAUCUUAACUGAUUGUGUCGAGCGACAAGAUUUCGGUGAUCAAAAAAUUGAAGUUAUCGGCUUGAGUGCUGUACAUAUGGCUACGAUCCAUAUGGGUUUUAGUGGCAAUCGAAUCGCUCAAUCAAAACAAAAUAGACAACAAUUAAAUUAUCUUCGUAAUGAAUUAAAUAGGGUUAUAAAUAAACUUAAGUUAAUUGUUGAAGAAAAACUAUUGACUAUUAAACAUGAACAAAACUUGAUUGAACAAGCAAAACAAUUUCUUAAUACACCUAAUAGUACUAUCGAAGAAUUACAGAAUAGUUUCGAACAACUUAAUCAAGCAAUUAUAUCAAAUCGUUCAGAAGAAAUCAUAUUGAAAGUUGAACCUUUAUUAACGAAUAUGGAAGAAUGCUCUUAUAUUCGCGAGCAUGAUAUGAAAAAUACGAAUUUGAAUGAAUUAGUAGAAGAUUUACGAACGUCAAAAGAUAUAACUUUAAAAAAAUAA